AUGUGGAAGACGAGUUAUGCCAUCUACUUCUACAAGAUGUUGCACCAGAUGUAUCCAGACACGAGCAUCUCCUCCGUGAACGACAUCCUCGAGCGGAUUGCCUUUGAGUCGAGUCGGUUGGCGCAUUACAAUAAGAAGUUAACCAUCACGCGAAGAAAGAUCAACACUGCUGUGCAUCUACUGCUGCCCGGUAAGUCGGUCAUCCAUCCGGUGUCAGAGAGCACGAAGGCUGUGAUGAAUAAAUGCAAUAUGUAUCGAUUUGAUAAAAAAAGAAUUGAUGUGGCUAACGUAAAAUGCAUUUAG
This is a messenger RNA of Echinococcus granulosus, 303 nucleotides long. Its product is annotated as Histone H2B. The coding region runs from base 1 to 303 and encodes 100 amino acids. The record is from RefSeq and is a predicted model, not a curated record. Gene Ontology annotation, molecular function: DNA binding; protein heterodimerization activity; structural constituent of chromatin. The transcript has a single exon. Lineage: Eukaryota; Metazoa; Platyhelminthes; Cestoda; Cyclophyllidea; Taeniidae. Gene Ontology annotation, cellular component: nucleosome.